Dermochelys coriacea (leatherback sea turtle) is the source of this 2740-nucleotide messenger RNA. It is a transcript of the gene LRRC40, whose product is annotated as leucine rich repeat containing 40. The record is from RefSeq and is a predicted model, not a curated record. Lineage: Eukaryota; Metazoa; Chordata; Testudines; Dermochelyidae. Gene Ontology annotation, molecular function: protein binding.
CGCGGAGGCCGUGGCUGGCUCCGCCUGCUUCCCUGGCUAGCGGGGCGGGCCGGGCCGCGGGGCUCUGUGGGGACAUGGCGGCGGCCCGCCGAGGGAGAGCGGGAGAUCCUCGCGGCGGCUUCCGGAGGGACGCGGGGGAGCCGGAGCCCGGGGUGCCGCAGGGGCUGAUCAGAGCGGCCAGGAAGAGCGGCCAGUUAAACCUGGCAGGCCGCGACCUGAGUGAGGUACCUGCAAAUGUGUGGAGAAUAAAUUUGGAUAUUCCGGAGGAAGCCCAUCAAAAUCUGUCUUUUAGUGCUGCUGAUCGCUGGUGGGAGCAAACAGAUCUGACCAAACUCAUCUUAGCCUCAAACAAACUGCAGUGUCUUUCUGAGGAUGUCAGACUUUUGCCUGCUCUCACUGUACUGGAUGUACAUGAUAAUCAGCUGACAUCAAUUCCUUCUGCUACAGGAUUUUUGGAAAAUCUUCAGAAGCUCAAUGUCAGUCACAACAAGCUGAAAAAUGUUCCAGAAGAGCUGAUGCAGCUGAGUCAGUUGAAGAGCCUGCUUCUCCAACACAAUGAAUUGAGUCAUUUACCAGAUGGGUUUGGACAGCUUAUCAGUUUAGAAGAGUUAGAUCUUUCCAACAACCAACUUGCAACCAUUCCAUCCAGUUUUGCUUUCCUAACCAGGUUGGUGCGACUCAAUUUGGCCCAUAACCAACUGAGGAGCCUGCCAGCAGAAAUCAGCGCAAUGAAAAGGUUAAAACAACUGGAUUGUACUAAAAACCAGUUGGAAACCAUACCUUCUGAAUUGGCCAGCAUGGCAUCUUUAGAACAGCUUUAUCUAAGAAAAAAUAAAUUACAGUACUUACCAGAAUUUCCAUCAUGCAAGUUACUGAAGGAGUUACAUGUUGGUGAAAAUCAGAUUGAAGUGUUAAGUGCAGAGCAUCUUAAGCAUCUGAAUUCUCUCUGCGUGUUAGAGCUUAGAGAUAACAAGCUAAAAUCACUGCCUGAUGAAAUUACUCUGCUUCAGGGGUUGGAGCGACUUGACUUAACCAACAAUGAUAUCAGUAGCUUGCCUUGUGCUCUGGGGAAUCUUCCUCAGUUGAAACUCCUGGCACUAGAGGGAAAUCCUUUGAGAACUAUUCGAAGAGACAUAUUACAAAAAGGCACCCAAGAACUCCUGAAGUAUCUGAGAAGCAAAAUCCAAGAUGAUACAACUAGCCUGAAUGAGGGGUCUCCUGUGACAGCCAUGACUCUUCCAAGUGAGUCAAGGAUUAACAUUCAUGCCAUAACUGCAUUAAAAGUAUUAGAAUAUAGUGAGAAACGAGCAGCUGUGAUUCCUGAUGAAAUAUUUAAUGCAGUCGGUAGCAAUUCUAUCACUACUGUAAACUUCAGCAAGAAUCAGCUGAAUGAAAUUCCAAAAAGGAUUGUGGAGCUGAAAGAAUCAGUCUGUGAUGUCAAUCUUGGCUUCAAUAAACUCUCCACCAUUUCCUUGGAGCUCUGUGUACUUCAUAAAUUGACACACUUGGAUAUCAGAAAUAACUUUUUGACAUCUUUACCUGAGGAAAUGGAAGCCCUGAUAAGACUGCAAAUAAUAAAUCUUUGCUUUAAUAGGUUUAAAAUAUUUCCCAAUGUUCUUUAUCGCAUCCCAACACUUGAAACUAUCCUACUCAGUAACAAUCAGGUUGGAUCCAUUGACCCUCUGCAAAUAAGGAAGAUGGACAAGCUUGGCACCAUAGACCUUCAGAAUAAUGACCUCCUUCAAGUGCCACCAGAACUUGGAAACUGCGUAAAUCUUAGGACACUUCUGCUAGGAGGAAAUCCAUUCCGCACUCCUCGAGCAGCGAUUUGCAAAGGAACAGCUGCUGUAUUAGAAUACCUAAGAAGUCGAAUUCCUACUUGAUCAGAGUACACUUAUUCUUUUGUUAGGCUUAUGGAUCAAAAUACAAGCAAGAUUUUUAACAUCAGAAACCCAAAGGCCAUACACCAUUUUAACUGACUUCCUUCCUGUUUGGCAACUAUUGAGUGUUUUUUCUCUGCAUGUUUUCCAAAAAAAAACAAAACCAAAAAAACAAAAACAGCCCAUCCAUAAAAUCUCACCGAUUUUCUUCCAGAGUUGCAUAGAUCAACAUUUCAAUUGAAAAUACUACAAUGCUACUUUUCUUUAUUUGUAAUUCAGUGAUUUAAUUGGAUACUACCAUUAAUAAAAGCAAUUUUUUUUUACAAUUCAGUUAUUUAAUUAAGAACACUAAAGGGGUUGCAUAAAAGAUAAAAAGUAAGCUUUCUGAUUUUCUUAGGUUUGUAUUGCCCAUAGCUGUGGGACCAAAUGCUUUAUAGCAGAGGAGCUCUUAAGCAAAUUGGUAAGUGUUUCACACUGUCUGCCUACUGUUAAAUGCCUGAAACCUUAAAUUACACAGCAAUGCUUUAAUAAUAAUGGUAAGGAUACAAUAUGAACUGUGCUACAAAGAGUGUGUUUGUUUGAAUAGUAAUAAAUAAAUAUUUCCUGUUGGGUAUAAACCAUUACCUUUGUUUAGUUUAAUGCACCAGUCAAGCUCUCUAGCUCAAUAAUGUUUAUAUAUGCUUGCCAUCUUACAUACAAAUGUGUUUGUUCAUCCUGGAAAUGGCACCUUAAGAUGCAUCAACACUGGUGAUAAAUUUGUAGGGGGAUGUGUGUCAGAUCUGAACUGCAAUGUAAAUGUAUAUACAUUGCUCUUUUUUAGGCUUUUAUAUGCAAUAAAUUGUAGCCUAAAUCAAAAUUGA